CUCUGCACGGGGAAUGAGCGAUGGAGGUGCUGCGGGCUGGGGCGACCUGAGAGGAGGCUCCGGGGGUGAUCCCCAGCCCCGCGGGGGCGGCCGUGUCCUGCAGCCCUGCCCAAGGAGCUGCCUCCCGCCUGGGUUGGGCCGGGGAGCGGGGCCGGGCAGGUGCUCGCUGGCCCCGGCGGGAAGAUGGAGGCGGCGGGCGGGGAGCGGUGAUCGCCGCGGGCUGCGCCGCUCGCCUCGCUCGGGGCUCCCCAGACAUGUUCAACCAGCAGCAGUUCCAGCAGCAGCUGCUGCAGCUCCAGCACCUCCUCCAGCAGCAGCAGCAGCACCAUCACCACCCUCCGGCGCAGCAGGGAGGCCGGGGUUUGCCGCCACCGCAGCAGCAACAGAUGCUGAGCUUACGGGCAACAAAUCAGCCAUCGCUGCUCAAUGCCAAUCCUAUGCUUCAGCGGGCCUUACUCAUGCAGCAGAUGCAAGGAAACCUUCGUGGAUUUAACAUGACAGCGCCAGCACUGCAGCAGUUCUUCCCUCAGGCUACAAGACAUUCCCUCCUGGGACCACCACCUGUUGGGGUCUCCUUAAAGCCAACUCGGCUGGGCUUCCCCAGCCUCCCAUUCCAGCGGCAGAACCGGACCUUUCGCAAGGACUUCCAGAGGGUUCCUGACAGGAAGCGGGAACUAGAUCCUGGUUCUUCAUCUCAGACACAAGGUGAUGAGAAAAUGGAGAUUCCAGAGGGAAUGCAAGCAGGGUCAGAGCAGAACAAUUCCUCACCAUCCACAGAGCCAAGAACUCCAACAGAGUCUGUGUUGAACACUGAGCCUGCAGCAAAAAGACUGAAGAGUGUGACGGGGGAGCCUGCGUUAGAGGAUGCCACAGACAGCAAGAAAGCAGGAGUCUCAUGCACCCAUGUCCAAGCUGAUGGUACAGACAAUGCAAAGGAGUACACAGCUGAAGAUCUCUCCAGAGAGAGGAAAUUCUCUGAGGAACCGAAGGCUCCUGAGGUGUUGAGCUCUGGAGGUUCAUUGAAAGUGACUAUUCAGCAGAGCAGUGAGAGCAGAGCUAUCAGUACAACAGCUCUGAAACCAGGGCACUGGGCCUGUGACGUGGGCACAGCUGAUCCCAACCCGGAAUCGGUCCUUAAAUUCUACUGCUACAUCUGCAAGACCAAUUGCUGCAGUCAGCAGAAUUUCCAAUCCCACAUGGCUGGAAUUCAGCACCAGCAGCGACUUGGGGAGAUUCAGCACAUGAGCAAUGUUUGUUUUGUUUCACUACUGCCCAUGGUGAAACAGCAGAAGGUGCUAGCAGGAAAAGAUGGAGAGACCCAGCAGCGGUGGUGUAACACAUGCCAGGUGCAUUUCACAGGGGACCUCAUCAAACAUCGCAGGACCCAGGAACACAAGCUGGCCAAACGCUCGCUUCGUCCUUUCUGCACUGUCUGCAGCCGGCACUUCAAGACCCCUCGCAAGUUUGUGGAGCAUAUGAAGUCCCCUGAGCACAAACAGAAAGCCAAAGAGGUUAGACUAGGAGAGAAGGAGUUGGGGAGCCCAGAAGAUUCAGAGGAGUUGAUCACUGUGGAUGCUGUUGGCUGUUUCGAAGAUGAUGAUGAGGAAGAGGAGGAGGAUGAGGGAGGAGCUGGUGAGGAGGAAGACCGAGAUGUAGUGCUGAUGGAAAAUGAGGAUUCUGCUGCCAAGCAGGCUGGGCUGAAGGAAGUGUCUUUGGAGGAUUACGAAGGAAGUGAGAAGUAUUGUCCAGACACAGCCUAUGGCCUGGAUUUUCUGGUCCCCGUCGCAGGUUACCUCUGCAGGCUGUGUCACAAAUUCUACCAUAGCGACUCCGCUGCCCGGCUCGCACACUGCAAGUCCCUGAUGCAUUUUGAGAACUUUCAGAGAUACAAGGCAGCAAGGCACCGUGCCACAACUGCCUAUCCCGAAGCUCCUUUGCAUUCCCAGGGCUCCAGCUCCCAAUUGCUGGAUGAUCCAAAACAGCCUCUUGCUACAACAGCACAUACCAGCAAGAAGAUGAAUGAUGAUGGUGGGAUAGAUAAGGAGGGCACGGAGCUGUCAGCCCUGCAAGAACAAACUUCAAGGUCUCUGGAGGGUAAGGGUGAGCUGGCCACCUCUAGGCCAGAGGGCAAGAGCCUGGCCAGUGUGACUGAUGAUGUGUGUGGUAUCAUGGUUGUAGAAGAAGAAAGUCUACAGGAAGAGAACAAGUCCACUGCCAGUAGUGCCGACUGCCUGUUCUCUGAGGAGAGCCACACCGUAGGGGAGUCACUGGGACGUGAGGAAGAGGCCAACACAGCCAGGCAGAGGGCAGACACAGACGACCACCAGGAUCCAGGGAGUGGAGGAGGCUUAGGACAGGAGGCAGCAGAUGCAGGCCAGGAGGCAGCAGCAGAGCCUUCCUCCCUCGCCAAAGGUGAGACAGCUGGUCUCACCUCUGCUGGGUGCAGACGCUCUUCCAGGCGCAAACCCAGAUAGAGUGGCCUUAAAGGAGAGCCCUUUACAUAUGAUAUUUGCUGGAAAUGUUUAUUUUCUGAGUCUUUUAAUAGAGCAAAACCUUCAACUUUACUGCUGUUUUUAUUUUAAGAAUAAAUAAGCCUGGCUUUAGCGUGUCUAAUACAG
Messenger RNA from Poecile atricapillus (Black-capped chickadee), 2618 nucleotides. It is a transcript of the gene CIZ1, whose product is annotated as CDKN1A interacting zinc finger protein 1. The transcript is spliced from 16 exons. The coding region runs from base 255 to 2474 and encodes 739 amino acids. Gene Ontology annotation, molecular function: nucleic acid binding; zinc ion binding. Gene Ontology annotation, cellular component: nucleus. The record is from RefSeq and is a predicted model, not a curated record. Lineage: Eukaryota; Metazoa; Chordata; Aves; Passeriformes; Paridae.